Messenger RNA from Ustilaginoidea virens, 1641 nucleotides. RefSeq lists its product as uncharacterized. Lineage: Eukaryota; Fungi; Ascomycota; Sordariomycetes; Hypocreales; Clavicipitaceae. Gene Ontology annotation, cellular component: nucleus. The record is from RefSeq and is a predicted model, not a curated record. Gene Ontology annotation, biological process: mRNA splicing, via spliceosome. The coding region runs from base 1 to 1641 and encodes 546 amino acids. The transcript has a single exon.
AUGAACAACGAACAGUUUCGCAAGCUAAUGCUUGCCAACUCGAAAUCCUCACCCUCCGAGUCCCAGAAUGGUCCGUCACCGUCACCAUCUAGUUCAAGACCAGUCAUCGGUGGCUCGCUCGGGCCCCGUCAACGAGCAAGCAUACCUAUGACACCGCGUUCUGUUGCAGGCACACAAGCCGGUUUUGCCCGCCAACUUGCCCAGCGCGAGCAAUCCGAGCAUCCUUCCAAAAAAUUCAGAACCUCGGCGCCGAGAGGGAUCAAACUGGGGCAAGGAUACGUUGACAGAGCGCAAACCCGUCAGGGAACCUUGGGGGACGAUAGAGAAGAUAGACUCCGAGCUCUGGAAGCAUCCUACAAGAAUGAAGAGAUAGACACUGACGCAUACGAGACUCUACGGUUCCAGAUUGCUGGCGGGGAUUUGGAGAGCACACAUUUGGUCAAAGGCCUCGAUUUCAAGCUUCUCGAAAGAGUACGAAAAGGGGAAGAUGUUUACAGCAAGGCAUCGCCCAAACCGACGUGCGAGUCAGAGACGAGGAGAGAUGAUGAGGAUGACGAUGAGGAUGAUUAUGAAGCCAACGUAGACCAUGCUUUUGAGCAGCUCGAAACGCAAGAGGUCCAUGCGGUUGAAAAGGCAAAGGCGGAAAAAAAGAAGGGCCAGCUGUCUACUGUCGCGACAGGCAGGAAGAGAACCAGGGAUCAAAUCUUGGCAGAGCUCAAGGCAGCAAGGGCAGCGGCAGCUCAAGCUGAGCCCAGCCUGGGAAACCGCUUCCGCAAGAUAGGCACCACGCAGAAGCUUGGUACACGAAUCGAACGGGACAGAAAAGGCCGCGAGGUGCUCAUCAUUGUGGAUGCAGACGGGCAUGAGAAGCGCAAAGUCAGAAAGCUUCUGCCGGGAGAGGAAGAGCAGGCCAAGAAUGAUCUUCCCAUGCCGGACAAGAAUGCGAAGCCACUGGGAAUGGAGGUGCCCGAGCAAUACAGAAAAAAGCAGGAACCCGUUGCCGAAGAGGACGAGGGUGACGUAAACAUAUUCGGCGAUGUUGGGGACGACUACGAUCCUCUGGCGGGGAUGCAAGACGCGGACUCGGAUUCAGGCGACGAGCCGCGAAGCGAGGCGGGCGAAACCGGCGAGGCAGCAAGCGCGGACGGACAAGAGGCAUGCUCGCAACCUCGACGGCCUCCAGAACCUCUAGACGGGCCGAGAAAUUAUUUCAAGGAUUCCAAAACGGGACUCAUCUCGGAGGAAGCUUCCCGCGGUCCGGCCAUGUCAGACCCCGCCAUCAUGGCCGCCAUAAAGAAAGCAGCAACCUUGCGGCGCAUCGAGACGGAGGACGAAGAGGAAGACGAAGACGACGACUCGCGUCGGGGCUCGAGGGACGCCCCGGACGCCCAAGAGCGGAGAAGGAAGCUCCUGCAAAUGGCAGCACGCGACGACGACGACCUAGACCUGGGCUUCGGGACCAGCAGGUUCGAGGACGAAGAAGAUUGGGAGGACCGCAAGCUCUCGUCAUGGGGCGGCAAGGAGGACGGGGUGGGUGGACACGGCAAGCAACCCCGGAAGAGGGGACCCAAGAAACGAAAGGGCGACGCGAACAAGGCGGCCGAUGUGCUGCGAGUCAUGGAGCAGCGAAAGAAGGCGUGA